AUGGGAAAUUCUCAGGGAAAGCCAGUGGCUUGUAAUGAUGCGGUUAACCUUAACCACUUCCGCCUCCUUCGCGUGGUCGGAAAAGGUGCCUUUGGAAAGGUCCGCAUUGUCGAGCGCAAAGACACCGGCUUGACGUUUGCGCUCAAGUAUAUCCGUAAAGAGGAAGUGGUUCGGUCGGAGAGUGUAAGAAAUAUCAUUCGUGAACGAAGAAUGCUGGAGCAUCUGAAUCACCCGUUCCUUUGUAACUUGCGCUACAGUUUCCAAGAUAUGGAAUACAUAUAUAUUGUGGUUGAUCUCAUGAAUGGCGGUGAUCUUCGAUUUCAUAUCUCGCGGAAAUGUUUUACGGAAGAGGCGGUACGGUUCUGGAUGGCCGAGCUUGGUUGUGCCUUGAAGUAUAUCCAUUCUCAGGGCAUCAUUCAUCGAGACCUGAAGCCAGACAACGUGCUCUUGGACUCCGAAGGCCAUGUCCACUUGGCUGACUUUAAUGUCGCGUCGGACUUUCGACCAGGCAAGCCUCUCACAAGCAAGUCUGGAACCCUGGCGUAUCUCGCCCCAGAGGUGUACGAGGGUAGUGGCUACUACUUUGAAGUCGAUUGGUGGUCUCUGGGUGUCACAUUCUAUGAAUGCAUCUACAACAAGCGACCAUUCGAAGGCCGCAGCCAAGAUACUCUGAGUGAAAAUAUCAAGAAAGCCCAACCGAAAUACUAUGUCACCAACCCCGCCGUAUCGGUUCCCUGUUUACGUGCCUUGGGAUCAUUGAUGGAACGCGACCGGAGUCGUCGAAUUGGUGCUAUCGGAUUUGAAACCUUCACCUCCCAUAUGUUCUUCGCCGAUAUUGAUUUCGCUGCCCUCGAGCGGAAGGAGAUUCCUCCUGUUUUCCGGCCCUCCAGCGACAAGACAAAUUUCGACGCGACAUACGAUUUGGAGGAAUUGCUCUUAGAAGAGGCACCUUUGGAGGCGCGAGCUCGGCGACAGAAGCCUCGCGCGGAGCUUCGUGACGACGCCACUGCGAAGGAAAUUCGAGAUGAUGAGCUGCAUCGGUUGAUAGAGACCAUGUUCGAGCCUUUCGACUAUACACUCGUAAACUUCCAAGGGAAUGCUGCUGACGCGAUCGCGGCUGCAACGAACCCCGAAGAUAUUCUUCCCAUCGCCACUGCGACCACGACCGCUCACGCCCGUCACCCCUCGCAUCCUGAAUCCUCUAUACCCCGCCCGCAGCAUGAAGCGCCAUUGCCCCCUUUGCCUCACAAUGAGAACUUGACCACACUGAGCGAGAAUCUCGAUCCAAAUGACCCGACCUCUCCCUACCCGCCUCCUUCUCCGUCGACUCGGGCAUCUGCCUCCCCUCCCCCCCACUACUCCAUCCUUCCAUCGCCCAUUACCUCAAGCUCGGCCGCGCGGGGCCAUAAGGAAACCAAGCAAAGGAGGAGCUCCCUUCCUGCAGAAGGACUUGAAGGCGACGGCAAGGGUAAAAGUUCAAACAGCGGCAUGCUCUCCUUCCUCAGUCGGAAAAAGGGCCGUGACCGCAGCCCCAAGCCCACCGAACCGGGUGUACUGGGCAAAGAAGGAGCUCGACAGAUCAUCAGCAGCUAA
This is a messenger RNA of Penicillium waksmanii, 1593 nucleotides long. RefSeq names its product serine/threonine-protein kinase. The record is from RefSeq and is a predicted model, not a curated record. Lineage: Eukaryota; Fungi; Ascomycota; Eurotiomycetes; Eurotiales; Aspergillaceae. Gene Ontology annotation, molecular function: protein serine/threonine kinase activity; ATP binding. The transcript is spliced from 8 exons. Gene Ontology annotation, biological process: intracellular signal transduction; peptidyl-serine phosphorylation. Bases 1 to 1593 code for a protein of 530 amino acids.